GCCGAUCUGCUGGCGGCGGAAACGGAAAGCCAGCGCCGGCUGGCCAUGCAGGGGGCAAGCGGCGCUUUAAAAAAACUCUAUCGCGGCUGGCGGCAAAGGCUGCUGUUUGGCCGCGCCAUGAUAGAGGCCGAGCUUGAUUUUUCAGAUGAGGAAGGCGCGGAGGGCGGCUUUUCCGCCGCCACUCAGCAGGAUUUGCAAAAUCUGCGGCGGGAAAUUUUGCAGCAUAAUGCGCAAGCCGAUAUGGCAGAGGUUUUGCGGGACGGUCUGAAAAUUACUUUGGCCGGCGCGCCGAAUUCCGGCAAAUCCAGCUUUAUCAACAGGCUGGGCGGCCGCUCUGUCGCUAUUGUCGACAGCAAAGCGGGGACAACGC
This is a messenger RNA of Wasmannia auropunctata (little fire ant), 370 nucleotides long. RefSeq names its product tRNA modification GTPase GTPBP3, mitochondrial-like. The transcript has a single exon. The record is from RefSeq and is a predicted model, not a curated record. Gene Ontology annotation, biological process: tRNA methylation; tRNA wobble uridine modification. The annotation marks the transcript as partial. NCBI's taxonomy places the organism in Eukaryota, Metazoa, Arthropoda, Insecta, Hymenoptera, Formicidae. Gene Ontology annotation, cellular component: mitochondrion; cytoplasm. Gene Ontology annotation, molecular function: GTP binding.